This is a messenger RNA of Gasterosteus aculeatus aculeatus (three-spined stickleback), 1971 nucleotides long. The record is from RefSeq and is a predicted model, not a curated record. NCBI's taxonomy places the organism in Eukaryota, Metazoa, Chordata, Actinopteri, Perciformes, Gasterosteidae.
ACGGCACAUUUAGUCUCCACCAACCUCUUAUUUCUCCCCUCAAAAACCACUCAAGCAGGAUGUACUGACCACUGGGAGUGACCACCAUCUGACUGUCGGACUAAUGACAUUAUAAAAAGAAUGCAGAAACUAUCAUUGAUCCAGUUUGCCCGUUCUUCCAGUGCCAGACGGUGGUUCUAUUACCGGAACAUUCUCGGUGACAUUUCCAGACAGCGCUGUAAAGACGGAGACACAGAAGACCUGUGGAGACGUCUCACUGAGUUUGGAGUUGCAGUCAUGAUUCUUGCUGGUUUCUUGUCCGUGCUCUUCUUCACUGAUGGAGUUUACUCCGAGCGUGAAUGUAGUUAUCAGGAUGUUGUCAAUCACCUGAAUCUCACCCAAAACAAGGAAAUGUACUUCAUGACCCGGCCCGUUAAAAACUACAAGCGCCCCACACAGGUGUCCCUUGAAGUUCUGCUGUACGCCAUUCUGGAUGUGGUUGAAAAAGACCAAAAAUUCAUCCCUUAUGUUUGGACAGUCAUGAGGUGGCACAACGAAUACAUUUCCUGGAAUCCAAAUGACUUUUGUGGAAUCCAAACAGUUUCUCUUCCUGUCGAGAUUCUGUGGAAGCCGGAUCUCACUAUUGAAGAGAUGACCGAGAAGGACAAAGCUCCUCCGAGUCCGUAUCUCAAAAUCAAUGAUAACGGGGAUGUUGAGGUCAAGAACGACCAGGUGCUGAUCAGCACCUGCAGAUUGCACAUUUACAACUUCCCCUUCGACAUCCAGAGCUGCAACCUCUCCUUCAAGUCCGUGACGCACACUGAGGAAGAAAUUCAGCUUCUACCGAUAGACAACUCUUCAGAGGCCACUGAGUGGUCUCGUGAGGUGAUGCGGACCCAGCACGAGUGGCUGUUCAUCGAAAUGACGGUUACCACCAGCAACACCAGUGAUGUAGCUGACCGACCCAUGAUUAUUUACACUAUCACUAUGAAGAGGCGCUCCGUCCUCUACAUCGUCAACUUCUUGAUACCCGUCAUGUUCUUCUUGGGUCUGGAUUUGGCCUCCUUUCUGAUCUCAGACUCCGGAGGCGAGAAACUCAGCUUCAAGGUCACCGUGCUGCUGGCUGUCACUGUGAUGCAACUUAUUCUGAAUGAAAUUCUGCCCUCCACUUCAAACAGAAUUCCUCUUAUAGCGGUCUACUGCAUUGGGAUUUUUGCUCUGAUGCUGCUGAGCCUCCUGGAGACGAUUGUCGUGAUGCAUUUGAUGGCAAAAGACUCCCAAGCAUCCAAAGACAACGAGCCAGAUGAAGGCCGAAGCAGCAGUGAGGCCGAUAACCAACAGGAGGUGCGCAAAUGGACUCAAUGUGCGUGUAUCUACGAUUGCUCUGUUGGCGAAACUCCGUCCCAACAUCCGCAGCACGAGGCCAAAGAGGCAACCAGCAGCACGCUGACAGAUCACCAUGCCUUGGAGAAGCUGUCUGACGAGCUGAGAGAGAUGGAGAAAACAUUGUCCCUGCUCCUUAACAACGGGAAGGAAGAGGUGAAGCCCGCCUACUGGACCGGAGUGGCUAAAAAAGUCAACAAAUAUUUUUUUAUUUUCUAUGUAACAGUGGUCAGUUUGUUUUUAAUAAUGGUCUUUUUUGAAUGGAUCAAUGCACAGAUGUGAUUACUGCUACUUGUUAUUAUGGCUAUAUAUGUAUAUUAUCUCAAAGGCCUUAACACACUACACAUUUAUUGUGGGCACAAUAAUAUUCCAUUUAACUGCGUUCAUGGUGAGGAAUAAAUUACCAUUAAAGGGGAAAAAAGCGAAUGAUUUAUGAAUUUUUAGAAAAUCCCCCACUUUGUGUGGAACAGACAUAUAAUACACACAAUGCUGUACAACAACACAAAAGCUACUUUAUCUGAUCACAGAGGUCAAUCCUACUUUUCACAAUAAAUCAUACCAACCACAUAAAGUUUACCGCGAGGGUCAAAUUAGAUGAGAUUGGAUUGU